Chanos chanos (milkfish) is the source of this 3675-nucleotide messenger RNA. RefSeq names its product ankyrin repeat domain-containing protein 13C. The coding region runs from base 234 to 1808 and encodes 524 amino acids. Gene Ontology annotation, cellular component: cytoplasm. Gene Ontology annotation, molecular function: signaling receptor binding. Gene Ontology annotation, biological process: protein retention in ER lumen. Lineage: Eukaryota; Metazoa; Chordata; Actinopteri; Gonorynchiformes; Chanidae. The transcript has 13 exons. The record is from RefSeq and is a predicted model, not a curated record.
GUGUCGCCCAGUCGGCACUGAAAUAUGCUUUUACUUUUUAUUAUUUGCGUUUAGAAUACAUUUUGGUUUAAUUUAGUCAUUGUUUUUAUACGGUCAAACUUAAGUUUUCAUGUUGUGCGAGUUUCUGCUCAUAGAUGAUCAUCCUCUGGCAUUACUGCCAGCGACAAAUUGUAUUCAUCUCUUUAGGGUCAUCGACAACUGCACCCUUUUCUGUUCAAUCGUGUGUUUGAAAAAUGACAGGAGAAAAGAUCCGCUCCCUCCGUAAGGAUCACAAACCAGGCAAGGAUGAGGAUUUACUGGAACCAGACGAAGAGGCUGCAACUGGGACGUUCACUUCGUCCACCAGGACAAGCAACAGAAGCAAAGCUAAGAUCUUUAGCAAUCACAAGAUAAUCAAGUCCACAUCAACCCAACAUAAUAAUCAACAACAGUCACAGAUUAAUGCAAAUACCAACUCCGUUACUAACACGGAUACAAUAGAUGACAAAAACAAAAACCCAGUUAUUCGAAUCGGAGAGGCUUUUCCAGUUCAUGAAUGUGUUUUCCAUGGAGAUGUCCGACGAUUAUCGUCACUUAUUCGAACUCAGAAUAUUGCCCAGAAAGAUGUGCACGGGAACACACCUCUCCAUUUGGCCGUCAUGAUGGGACACAAAGAGUGCGCCCACUUGCUCCUGGCCCACAAUGCCCCGGUAAAGGUGAAAAACGCUCAGGGUUGGAGUCCAUUGGCUGAGGCGAUCAGCUACGGAGACCGACAAAUGAUCACCGCUUUGCUGCGGAAGCUGAAACAGCAGUCCAGAGAGAGUGUGGAGGACAAGAGGCCCCGCCUGCUCAAAGCGCUUAAAGAGCUUGGCGACUUCUAUUUAGAGCUCCACUGGGAUUUCCAAAGCUGGGUGCCUUUACUGUCACGAAUAUUGCCCUCAGAUGCUUGCAAGAUCUACAAACAGGGUAUCAAUAUUAGACUGGACACUACUCUUAUUGAUUUCACUGACAUGAAGUGCCAGAGAGGAGAUCUCAGUUUCAUAUUUAAUGGAGAUGCUGUCCCCUCAGAGUCCUUUGUGGUUCUGGACAACGAGCAAAAAGUGUAUCAGCGAAUCCACCACGAGGAGUCAGAAAUGGAAACGGAGGAAGAAGUGGACAUUUUAAUGAGCAGCGACAUCUACUCCGCCACCCUCUCCACCAAGUCCAUCACCUUCUCCCGAGCACAGACGGGUUGGCUCUUCAGGGAAGACAAAACGGAACGGGUCGGGAAUUUCUUGGCAGAUUUCUACCAAGUCAACGGCCUGGUUCUGGAGUCGCGAAAACGGCGGGAGCAUCUGAGCGAGGAGGACAUUCUGAGGAACAAAGCCAUCAUGGAGAGCCUGAGCAAAGGAGGAAACCUCAUUGAGCAGAACUUUGAGCCGGUCAGACGCCAGUCCCUGACGGCCCCUGCUCCAAACACUAUCUCCUGGGAGGAGUACAUCACUGCUGAAAACGGCAAAGCACCUCAUCUAGGAAGAGAGCUGGUGUGCAAAGAGAGCAAGAAAAAUUUCAAAGCGACUAUAGCCAUGAGUCAAGACUUCCCGCUGGGCAUUGAGUCGUUGUUAAAUGUUUUGGAAGUGAUUGCACCCUUCAAGCACUUUAAUAAACUUCGAGAAUUUGUUCAGAUGAAACUUCCACCUGGAUUCCCAGUCAAAUUAGACAUCCCCGUGUUCCCAACCAUAACAGCGACUGUAACUUUUCAAGAGUUCCGCUACGAUGAAUUUGAUGACUCUAUUUUCACCAUACCCACUGACUACAAAGAAGACCCUAGUCGUUUUCCAGACCUCUGAACUCUCCCAGCCUCCUUGGGCAUCUCCCUCACUUUCGGAAGGAACUGAUAUGUGUGCACCUCACUGGAAGACAUUCGUGUAAUGCACCCUGUGAGCUAAAGAAAUCAACACGGGGAGUAAACGAAGGCCGUUAAACUUUCGUAUAGAAAACGCGGCGUGCAAAACUGACAUAAAGGGAUCGUGCUGAGGCCGAGAAGCGAAGCACUGAAUUUACUGUAUUUGUAACGUUUUUUGACAACGAACAAAUAUUUCCAUUGUGUCUGGAUUAAGAUGUACUAAAAGCAUAAUUUAAUACUAACAGAAGCACUGCGUUUUAAAAACUAAGUACUUAACGGACCCCCGCACCAGUCAGUCGCCUACUUGCUGGUUUUGUAUUCGAAACACAACGAUACGGAAGGAAGACAACCCUAAAUCAAAAUUUAGCUCCAAAACUGGCAGACCGAGAGGCAUUAUAAAUUAUUAUGUAAGCCUAUGUUUGAUAUAUACUUUGUGAACCAUGUUAUGACUUGUAUACUUCAUAUUAAGGUUAUGGGCGGAUGUAUAUUUGAGAAAACGAAUUAUCUGUAUAUGGUCCUGAGUGUGUGAUGAAAGCCGUCAUGUACUACGACGUAGCCUGUAUGGCUUUUCCAUUGAUCUUUUCUGCAAGUGUAAAUACGUUGAUUUUUUUCCCCCUUGUCUUUUAUGUUCACGUUUUGUCAGUCUUUCUUUGGAAAGUUUGGGAAAAGGGGGAAAAUGUACUCUGAUACAGAGUGGGUCUCUAGUUUAAAGUAUGCAAAAUGACAGUGUGAACGGGAACUAAGGCUUCGGUCACCAACAGUGCUAGUAAUGGUGUGUCACUAUGUACCGACAGUACUGUUCUGUUAUUCUGGUUGGCUAAUUUAGCUCUCUAGUGUUGUAAAUUCAACACCCAUGUACCCUCUCCAGGGUCUUAGCCCUACGUAGAAUGGGAACAAACUAGUGUGCCGCCGAUGGAGAACUAUGUGAACGUGGUGCAUAUGUGUCGCCAUGUAAGAGAAGUGAAGAACCCGUCUUCGUUUUCAAGCCCUGGUUAUAGUGGCAAGUCCUAUGUUUUUCCAUCUGCUAACGUAAUUAAUAAUUCAGCUACUUUAGUGUAGGAAUGGAACACAUUUCUAUUAGUCGGUAGGCUUCUGUGAGAAGGGUUGCCACUCCGUCUCGCACUUGGUGUACUGGAAAGGAAUUGAGGGCAUUGUAUUGAUUUGUGCGCUUUUGAAUUAAACCGUGCAGGGCUUUGUUCGUGAGGGGAGCGAAUAAUGUUCAAUGGAAACGUUUUCGUAAGUUUAGUUUCACUUUGAUUUAUGUAUUUUCACCGGUUUAAUCAGAAUGUCUUGUUUAAUUCGACAAGGCAUAAGAAAUGAGUAAGCGUACUUCUGCUAAAUUGACAGCAUACAUAUUAUGCAAGUAACCAACUGACUGGAACUUCAUUAAUUAAACAGACAUAACAUGGCAGUAUGUUUCCGUUGUGUGCUGGAUGAGAACGAACUUGAUCAGUAAGCACCAGCAAAAAAGGAAAAAAAAAAGUGGUUCCUAACGCGAAACACACUAUAUUUCUAUACCGUUUUUAACCCGCCAUUGUUGCCUCUCUGGCUCUGCUUAUGUUGCCUCCGUAUCUCCUUAUUGGUAAAUGUAGCAACUCUACGCGUGCGUUUCCCUCUUAAACGGCCCUGUUUCACAGUCUUUUAUUUAUCUGCUUGGUGUCUGUUUUGGUUCUUCACUGCCCCCCCUCCCCCUUUUUUUGUCUCUUUUAAUCUGAUUUACUUGUCAUUGCAUCAUCAUGCUUCUUGUAAAGUAGGAGACCCUGUAAAAACCUACCACACAAUUUUCACAAGAACUGGUACAUAAUAAAAUA